Schizosaccharomyces octosporus yFS286 is the source of this 687-nucleotide messenger RNA. RefSeq names its product wybutosine biosynthesis protein Tyw3. Gene Ontology annotation, cellular component: cytoplasm. The record is from RefSeq and is a predicted model, not a curated record. Lineage: Eukaryota; Fungi; Ascomycota; Schizosaccharomycetes; Schizosaccharomycetales; Schizosaccharomycetaceae. Gene Ontology annotation, molecular function: tRNA methyltransferase activity. The transcript has a single exon. The coding region runs from base 1 to 687 and encodes 228 amino acids. Gene Ontology annotation, biological process: tRNA methylation.
AUGGAUCAAAAGAAUCAGUUAGAAACGUUUGAUAAUCAAAAAGAACAAAUUCUGAAAGAAUUGGCUUCUUCUUUGCCAGAUGCUUCUCCUAAAGGAAAUCCGGAUAGCCCAAUUUUCCCAUUAUUGGAUGUUAUAAACUCGCACCCAGACUGGGUUACGACAAGUUCAUGUUCGGGAAGGAUUUCUAUAUAUGUACAAGGAUUAACGUCUAGAAAGGGAGGUGGUUACUGGCUUUUCGUAUCUCACGAACCAUGCACAGAAUUGCCUCCACCUCUUGAAACAGAAAGUGUGGAUUAUGGGAAAGUGCCGGGAACGGUGUCUGAAGGAUCAAGGGAAAUCCAAUUUGCGUUUGAGCCGAUGAUUUUGCAUGUCCAAACACGAUCCUUGGAGACAGCUCAACACUUGCAACGAGUAGCGAUGAGUUGCGGGUUUCGGGAAACGGGAAUUCAGGGAAGCACGAAUAAAUAUAUUGUAGCUAUUAGAACAAGUCUAAAGAUUGAUGUUCCUAUCGGAGUAGUAGACGCUUCGGAAAGGAUCCAGUUAUAUGUGACCAAGGAGUAUAUGACAUGGCUUGUAAAAAGGACGCUAGACUAUUUUGCUGAAAAUCAAAGGCGAAUGGAUAGGAUUAAGCAACAGUUGGAAACGCAGCUAGCGAAACGAUUAAAACCAAGGCGAAAUCUAAAGUGA